Messenger RNA from Hemisphaericaspora subhashii, 1788 nucleotides. RefSeq lists its product as uncharacterized. Gene Ontology annotation, biological process: ubiquitin-dependent protein catabolic process. Gene Ontology annotation, cellular component: cytoplasm. Gene Ontology annotation, molecular function: ubiquitin protein ligase activity. The record is from RefSeq and is a predicted model, not a curated record. The transcript has a single exon. Lineage: Eukaryota; Fungi; Ascomycota; Pichiomycetes; Serinales; Debaryomycetaceae. Bases 1 to 1788 code for a protein of 595 amino acids.
AUGGCUCUGGAGAGAACAACUUUAUUACAACAAUUAUCAGAAUAUCCCAUUUCCACAGCCAGAUCAAUUCUACAACAAAGCAUGUCCACACCCACAACAACAACAACCACCGUCUUUGACACCAUGGACGCUGCCGCUGCGGCCGGAGCAGCAUCUGCAGACCCAGAACUUAGUGGCCUCCCUACCAUUACUACUUCUACUAGUGGAUCUCCAACCAAUAGCACCCUAUCUUCAAGCAACACCUUCGGGGCAGUUCCCUCCACUGUGCUAUUCUUUGUUGCAAUCUCAGUUGGAGCAGUCAUUGCCUUAUUCUUUGUAUAUUUCACCCUUCGAUAUUUCGUGAGGUCAAAAUAUGGUUUAACUGCCUAUUCAUUUGCCCGGAUGACAUCCGGAGCAAGUGUAGGUGGCAACAAUAGUGGAGGAGAUGAUACCGAUGGAAGUGGAAGUCGGUUUGGGAUCCAGAAUGGAGUCGUGAUCCUACCGGAUGGUUCAAGGGCUUCAUUGACAAGUAUUCAUUUAUUAGCUGAACAAUUGGAUUAUAUUCGUGGAAAUCAAUUUUUAAGAAAUAUUGCCAUGGAAAGUCGGAUGAGUCAGGAUGAAAUACGGCGAAGAAGAAGAAGAUUAAGAAGGAGAAGAAGAGGUUAUGCAAAGAGGAAGAAAUUGAGUGAAGAAGAAGUUGAGAUUUUGUUUCCUAGAAAGAGUUAUUAUGAUUGGUUGCAUGGUGGUCAAGAACGGGAUUCUGAACAACGUGAAGAUAUGUUGAAAGAAGAAGGAACAUUGGUGGAUGCAGAUGUAGAAGAAGGGGAAGAGGAUUCAUUGGAAGAAAAUCAACAAACCACUAGAGUCAAUGACCAUAAUGAUGUAGAUACAACUGCCGCAGUUGAUGAUGAAGACACUCAUAGCAUGCAUAGCACAAUCACUAUCACAAGAAAUGAUACUACGCCAGCAAACUCCUCCAAAGCCGAAAUAGACCAUAUUCAAACCAAUUUGGAACAAGAUCUAGCUACAACUGAUCAUGUCACCAAUGUCAGCAGUAACAAUGACACCACUAAAGAAGAAUUACAUUUCACGUCAGGAACGUGUGCUAUAUGUCUUGAUCAAAUUGAAGAUGAUGAAAUUGUGCGUGGAUUGAUUUGUGGUCAUGUAUUCCAUGCAGAAUGUUUAGAUCCAUGGUUGACGAAAAGACGUGCAUGUUGUCCUAUGUGUAAACGUGACUAUCUCUUCAAAAGAGAUCGUGUUGGAGGCAAUGACACAGCCAGCGACAACAACAAUGAAGAUGCCAAUUCCAAUGAAAAUAAUAAUGAGAAUAAUGACGAUGAUGAUGAUGCAUUCAGUUUUGAUCUUGAGGAAAUACGUAAUGACCCAGCAUUUCAAACCAUGUUGGCGGAGUUAAUCCCCCCUUCAGAACGCGUGCGGAUGAUUUUGGAAAAUCCGGAAUAUUCCCAAUUGAAUUUCGAAGAAGAUGCAAGAGCGAUGUCAAGUAAGAAAUAUGGAGGAUUUCCGAAAUUGAUUUGGUGGAGACUAAUGGGAAUAUCAAAAGAGGAUUUAUUUAAUUGGGCGGUGUUGACUUUAUUCCAGCAAUAUCGUCAAGAUCAUCCUGAAGCUCCGGCUGAUGCUACUACUACCAAUGAGGAUCAAGAAGCUGCCCAACCCCAGAAUGAAAGAGAGAACGGAAAUAAUGAGGAAGGAGAUGUUGUUAAUGGCAACACGACUGCUUCGACCCCAGAAAUGGUUGAAAUGGAUAUUGUCGAAGCUGAUAGGCGUUCUAUAGUUGAAAAUAGAGUGUGA